AUGUUCGUCAUAUUUCUCGCUGCCAUCGUUGCCUCGUCUUCCUCGCUGAAUAUCGAUCCAGAAUGCUAUAUGACAGUUCCAGAAAUCAUUCAACAUUACGGUUAUCCAUCAGAGGUACACAUAGUGAGAACUGACGACGAUUACAUUCUUGAACUUCAUCGGAUACCAUAUGGGAAGCAUGAUGAAGUCACCCCUAAUCGACCGGUUGUUUUUUUACAACACGGAGUAUUCUCGGACAGUUUUGCCUGGGCGGCAAACCUGGCGAAUGAAUCAGCUGAAAGUAAAUUCACCUUGGCAAAUAAAAAUUCAGCGUUCGUCUUUGCCGAUGCCGGUCUCGAUGUAUGGAUGGCUAACUCGCGUGGUACGCCGUCAUCACAGAAACAUAUUGGAUACGGUCCAGAUGAGCCACGAUUCUGGAACUUCACGUGGCAAGAUAUGUCCACUUUCGGCUUGAGUGCUUCGAUAGAUUAUGUAUUGGAAAAAACAAAACAGGACAGCCUCUACUUUGUCGGUCAUUCGCAAGGAACUGUGCUCUUAUUCGCCAAACUUGCAGAAGAUCCAAACUUUGCUACAAAGAUUCGUCAAUUUCAUGCGCUGGCCCCCGUCGCGACAGUCUCCCAUAUUGGUGGACUUUUUCGGAUAUUUGGCUACCGGCUAAUAGAUUUGGCUAAGUUCCUACUCGCAAGGAUCCCAAAUACGCCAUUGGUGUUUCCAAAAUUCAUACAAAAAAUCAUUAGCUUCUUCUGUAGUCUACCGAUUGCUCAAGGUGUUUGUACGUUAGAUAUCGGCUUUAUCGAUGGCACGGAGAAAAUGUUCAAUACGACUCGAGUUGGCACAUACCUCUGCCAUAUGCCAGCCGCUACUUCAUCAAAGAACAUUUUGCAUUGGGUGCAGGUGGUUAAAUCGCGAAAACUGAACAAAUUCGACUAUGGUCCCGAAGGAAACAUGCGAGAAUAUGGAACGAAAGACCCACCACAUUACGAUCUGCGAAAAAUCCGUACACCAACGUAUCUGUAUUGGAGCAGGGAUGACAUCUUGGCUGACAUGGAUGAUAUUCGGGAAGCGAUACUGGAAAAGAUGAAUGGAACAAUACGAGGUAGUUACGAACUGCCCCAUUACAGUCACUUGGACUUCGUUUACUCACUGAAUGCCACCAACGACAUCUACUAUCCAAUUGUCCUUGAUAUUCGGAAAGAUCUCGAUUCCAGACGCAUGCUGGCCAGCAAUCGAGUUCAAAAAUAA
Messenger RNA from Haemonchus placei, 1242 nucleotides. NCBI's taxonomy places the organism in Eukaryota, Metazoa, Nematoda, Chromadorea, Rhabditida, Trichostrongylidae. The record is from the annotation of a GenBank genome assembly.